Molecule: messenger RNA, 3148 nt
Organism: Nezara viridula (southern green stink bug)
Lineage: Eukaryota; Metazoa; Arthropoda; Insecta; Hemiptera; Pentatomidae
Source: the annotation of a GenBank genome assembly
CUCUUAUCACCAUUCGAUAUUUAGGAUCCUUUGAAAUAGCUUUCGUCAAUCUCAAAUUUCAUUUUGAUAACGGUUUAACUCAACUUCUAAUAAUGAUUAUUUUAUUACGCUCAGUAUCACCAUUGGACCUCUUUGUGUUUUCGUUGCAGUAACCUCAAGACUGUUUAAUUUUCUUUCAAUACAAAUAAUAAAUGAAUUAUGGACUGGUUUUAUUUGUUUACCUUUGCUACAUUUUAUCUUUCUGAAGCAAGCAGAGUGUACUAACACUUAUUUUUUUCUCAUAAAAUAACGAAGUAUAAGUUUAUAUGAAUACCAAAUGGUUUUAUUCAGAUUUGAAUAUGUUUUCAUUAAGUUCCUAAUAAUUGGUAUCUAGGAAACCAACCUGUUUAUAUGAGUUCUUUACCAAGUUAAAAUGGAAUCAAAUAACUACUUAAAUACUGAUCGUGUCAUUAAUAUUUUACAGAAUGGUACAAAAUUUCAAAAAAAAGAAGUAUUUAAAGAAUUAAAUAACUUCAUAGAAAUUAGCCAAGCUGAAGAUACAAAGCAUGUUUUUGGAAAGUUAUUAAAUGUAAUAUCAUUAUCCUUCCAAGAUGCAGUAGAGGUGUGCCGUGAAAAUGCUCUAGACAUUUGUAUUCAUGCAAUAGAUAAAUUAGAACCUAAUGUGGAUUAUUUGUUGACAUUAGUGCCAUCAAUUCAUCAUCGGUUGUGUUCUGAUUCUAUAUUAGAGCCUUCAGAAGAGUUGAGGUUAAAGUACAUCGAAUUAAUUUCCCUAUUAAUUAAGAAGCAUACAGAUUUGAUCUCACCUUAUUUUUCAGAAAUUGUUGAUAUAUUGGUUCAAGCAAUUUUAGAUUCAGCUCCUCAAGUGAAAAAAAAAAGUUGUUUUUGUGUUAUCCAGUUAUCAAGUAUAGGUUCUUAUGAUUUCCAUCCAUUUUCAAAAAAACUAAUUCCACCAUUAGGUGAAGCCGUGCAUCACCAACACUGGAGGGUUCGAGUAUCGGUUAUAGAAGCUGUUGAAAUUCUUAUUCUCAAAGGUGAUCCAAAAAUUUUACCUGAUGGUAUUCGUGCUCUUGCAAACAGACUCUUUGAUGAUUCACCACAUGUACGUUUGGCAUUAACCAGAUUAAUCGGGAACUGGAUGCUAAAUCACUAUGAUAGAUAUUCCUAUUUUUGCCAGACAUUGCCACUUAUGCUAACAUGCUUAAUAGAUAAUGAAGAGCAUAUUAGAAAUGAAGCUCGGAAUCUUUGGGAGAAGGCUGGAGCACAAUAUCUUCUUGAAAAUGAAAAUGACUAUAAGGAUAGAAUAGAUUGGGAACUCGAAGAGCUUCCUCAUUAUCCUCCAGGAAUUAAAAGACCUGGUCUUGGAUGUCGAAUCCUUGUAGACAGGCAAGCUUGCAAAUUUGUGGAAGCUAUUGGAAGAGAAUUGCGCGAUUGGGUUGUGAGUGUUAGAAUCAAGUCGGCCCAAUUACUGAGCCAGGUUAUUCUUCAUGCUGAACGUCAGAUCACCCAAGAUCUACACAAAAUUAUUGGUCCCAUGUCUAAAGCAGCUAUGGAUGAAGAAGCUCCCUCUGUUAUAGAAUAUGUGAAAAUUGCUGCUGAGUAUUUAGGGUAUUUUGUUCCACCGGAAACUUACUGUAAAGUAUUUCUUGAAUUUCUGCGUGAAGCCAACUAUGGAGAAUUAAGGAUAGUGGCUGGUAUAAUCAGAGGCUCUCCUGCCAAAGAAUUAAUUCCUCAUUUGAAGACAUUGACUCAUCUCGAUAUUACAUCAUUCAAGGGUGAAGAGCAAAGUGCUAAGCUUGAUUUGAUUCAGUCAAUUUUUAAAACUUGUGGGUCUGAAUGUCUUGAUGAAAUUGGUGAAUCUAUAUGGGGUUCACUUGUUAGUGUUGCUGGUCUUGCUGAAAAUGAGACCAUAGCAAAUAGCGCAGUAGCAUUGUUGUCAGAAAUGUGUGAGCUUGGAGGAGGUGAUAGACGGAUUGUUUUUAAUAGAUUUUGUAAACCCCUCUUGACUUCGCUUUUAGAUUUCCAUUGGACCGUCCAUUGCCAUCAACAAUAUAUUUUCAAAGCAAUGGUAUUUUACACUGGUGAAGUAGUUGAAGAAAAUGUCGAUUCCAUUUUAAAUGUAUUUAAAAAAUGUUUGGUGCAAGAAGAGACAGAUCCAGAAGUAAUACUGAAAGUGAUUCUAGCUUUGAAUAAAAUCAUCACUGAUGAAGAUAUCACCUUGCCAUCUAUGCAAGUCAGAGAAUAUUUCAAAAAUACUGUCAUUACAGAUAUUUUAUAUGAACAACUGAAAUGGAAAGCGGGAAGAAGUGCAGAAGCCAUUAGAACAAUGGCAGCAACUUCGCUUUUCCUUCUUUUGCCGCGUAAUCUUCCUCCAAAUCUGAUUCCAGUUUUAUUGCAAUUGAUAGAGGAUUCUAAUGAGAAGACACGUACCUUGUCUAUAGCUUCUGUAAAACGAUGUAGCCUCCUUCAGGAAAUCCAUGAGCACAAAACAUUUUCUAAGAUUAUGGAAGGAUUACUCAAGAGACUUGAUGACUGUAACCAAAAAGUUCGUGAAAUGAGCCUUGAGUGUAUUAGUGAAUUGUAUCGUGCAGAGUUGGAUUUACUAAAAGAGAAAGAUGAUCAUAAUUCAAGUCUUCUUAGUUUCACUUAUGAAACUCUUCUAAUUCAUUUGGAUGAUCCUGAUGAAAAGUUUAGGAACAUUGUUUUAGAUACACUGAAAAUAUUGGCACCUUUUAACUAUGAGCAGUUAUUAAAGAAAAUUCGAGUUGAAAUGUUCAGAGAUAAGGAUAUUGCUCAGCAAUUAGUCUAUUUUAUCGAAGAGGGCCUCACAUCCAGCAUUUCAUCAGAAAAUAAAUGUAGUUAAAUGACACAAUCCUUGUAUUAUUAUUCGUUAUUUUUUUUUCUACUCAGUGAUAUACUGCGUUUGAUGUUGAAUUUUCCAAUUCAAGGGUGUGAAUAAUAUCUUUAUUGGUUAGUAUUAAAUCUAGGAUGAGUAGAAAACCAACUGCAAAGUCUAGAGACACCAUAGCUGCUAGCUGAAUAACAUGCUCUGUAUUUUGUACAACACUCAUGAAAGCUAUUUGGAGACCGCCAAUGGUAAGGAACACUCCUAUUCCAACUGACUCCCAGGUAAUAACCUAUAAAUUUAACU